Colletotrichum truncatum is the source of this 1581-nucleotide messenger RNA. Lineage: Eukaryota; Fungi; Ascomycota; Sordariomycetes; Glomerellales; Glomerellaceae. The record is from RefSeq and is a predicted model, not a curated record.
AUGUAUGGUGGCAUCUACAGAGGCACUAAAGUAAAGAACGCUCAAGACAACGGUAUGAUUGGCGCAGUUCUAUUCACCGAUCCCCUUGACGAUGGCGAGAUCACGGUUGCAAACGGCUAUGCUGCAUACCCAGAUGGUCCGGCUCGCAACCCUUCAAUGAUUCAAAGGGGCAGCGUCCGCUUCUCCUCUCUUUACUCCGGAGACCCUUCUACUGUUGGGUACGCAUCGGAGAAGGAUGGCCCGAGGAACGACGUCACACCAUACAACCCGACCAUUCCUUCAGUACCUAUUAGUAUGAAGGAUGCGGCUCCCCUGCUCGCUGCUCUGGAUGGAAAUGGAAUUUCUGCUGAAAAGGUCAACCGUAGCAGUUGGAUUGGUGCGCUACCCAACAUCACUUACAGUAGCGGACCAACGCCCGGAGCAACGCUGGACAUGGUUCAUUUCAUGAACCAGACAAUUGCCCCAGCUUGGGACGUAAUUGGCGUAAUUAACGGAACCAAGGAGGAUGAAGUGCUCAUAAUCGGAAACCACCGCGACGCUUGGGUUAUCGGAGGCGCUGCAGACCCCAAUUCAGGUUCGGCUGUUCUAAUUGAGCUUGCGAGAGCUUUUGGCAAGCUUGUAGAGAAGGGAUGGAAGCCAAGGAGAACAAUCAUCCUUGGUUCUUGGGAUGCUGAGGAGUUCGGCCUUCAAGGCUCGACUGAAUGGGUUGAGAGCCACCUGCCAUGGCUCGUUACGAACACUGUAGCCUACCUCAAUUUGGAUGUCGCCGUCUCUGGCCCGCGUACAGCUCUUUCUGGAUCAGGCGAGAUUCAGACAAUAGCUAUUGAAAUGAUGAAGAAGGUUCUUUUCCCCGAGGACUGGGGUGUUGGCCCGACAUUGUACGACAUGUGGUUCAACACUACAGAGGGUGAAAUAGCACCUUUAGGAAGUGGCAGUGAUUACGCCGCUUUCUAUCACAACGGUAUCAGCGCGAUCGACAUGGGAUCUGAUGGUGGAAAAACUGAUCCUGUUUAUCACUACCAUGGACACUAUGACUCGUACGCAUGGAUGGCCAAGUUCGGAGACCCAGGCUUCAAGAUUCACAGGGUGAUGGGUCAAUGGAUCUCGCUGAUUGCUUAUCACAUCGCUAACGACGUUAUCAUCCCGUGGGACAUGCCUAACGCGGGAAGAGUUCUCCGCACUUACUACGAGGAUCUCAACGAAACUAUUGCCGAAGAUUAUCCUUCGCUGAAUCUCGACUUGUCACUUAUUCAGGACGCGGUUACCAAGUUUGAAACAGCGGCAGAACGUAUCAGUACAGUUGCAAAGCAAGCACUAGCCUUUAACGAUACUGUUCUUAUCGACGUAGUGAACAGCAAGUACCGUGACUUCUCUCGCGGAUUCGCCAGCGUGGGUGGCCUCCCCGGACGUCCGACAUUCCACAAUGUCAUCAGCGCUCCUGGCCUUGAUAACGGCUACGGAGCUGACGUCUUCCCCGCGAUUCAAGACAGUUUGAGUUCCGACAAUGAAGAACAGGCACGCGAGUGGGUUGAGAAAAGCGCACUCGCAGUCUCUCGCGCCGCGGAGAUCUUGCAUAUCUAA